AUGCGUUUUGCGGUGUUUCUUGCCAGCGUUCUGGCGGUGGCUACGGCCAAAACUGACUUCCUGGAGUAUUCUGCCAAUAUGAUCCAGCACAUUAACUCCAUGGACACAACAUGGAAGGCCGGACCCAAUUUCGUGGGCGAGACCCUGGAGUCCGUCAUUGCCCGACUCGGAGUCAAGUACCCGCUGCCAGUGGACAAGAAGCUGCCGUUGUACUUCCACGAGGACGUCAGCGACAUCCCGAUGACUUUCGAUGCGCGCAUGAAAUGGCCGCAGUGCACCACCAUUCCGCUGAUCAGAGACCAAGCAGCCUGCGGCUCUUGCUGGGCUUUUGGUGCAGUCGAGUCCAUGUCGGAUCGUGAGUGUAUUCACAACAUGGUCCAGGUGAACAUCUCGGCUGAGGAACUGAAUGACUGCUGUAUGGAAUGUGGUGACGGAUGUGGUGGGGGAUAUCCCAACGAAGCCUGGAGUUUCUGGAAGACCAACGGCCUAGUCACCGGCGGUCUGUACAAAAGCAAGAGCGGGUGCCAGCCCUACACCAUCCCCAGCUGUGACCACCACGAACCCGGUCACCUUAAGCCGUGCGGUGCCGAAGUCCCUACACCGAAAUGCAUGAAGACCUGCAUACCUGGCUACAGCGUCGCCUUCGACAAGGACCGACACUAUGGAGGGAGUGUGUACACUAUUUCCUCAAAUGUCAUGCAGAUACAGAAAGAGAUCAUGACGAAUGGGCCCGUGGAGGCAGAUUUCACUGUUUACGCCGACUUCCCCACCUACCGAUCAGGUGUAUACCAGCACAACAGUGGAGGAUUUCUGGGAGGACACGCAGUCAAGAUUCUGGGAUGGGGCGUUGAGGGCGGUGUGGACUAUUGGCUGGUUGCCAACUCGUGGAACCCAACCUGGGGUGCCAAUGGCUACUUCAAGAUCAAGCGUGGGGUUGACGAAUGCGGCAUCGAAGAUGACAUCAAUGCCGGCAUACCCAAGAAAAUGUAAACAAGUUUCGAUAUUCCUCUGGAAAAACAACAACAGAGAUUAAGAACUGUAAUUUGCUUGGGAAUUCUUCUUUUAAUAACUGAAAUCAAACUGAAAUCUAGAAAAUUGAAUAAUAUGAUUGUUGAUGGCGGAUGAUAGUCACCAAGUGACAUAUAUAUAUAGUGACCAAAAGGGGCCAAUUUUCAUGGAUUUGUGCUUGAUUUACUGGACGGUAAAUAUUGCUUAGCAGUGAGUUGAAGCUAGUUACUUGCGUGGAAUGAGACUACUUCUCAGUUGAUUUAUGCUAAGCACAUCGGUUCGCUGAGCAAUAUUUACUGCAACAAAAAUGUGGGGAUGGAAUUGUCGGGAUGUUUUAACAUUUUAGCCCCUGUUUUAAUUCCACAUAUGACUCCGCCUUUGUAAUCAAGUUUUAUCACAUCUUUGCAAAAAACUUAAGAAGAUUCAAGCAAUGAACCAUCCUCUGGUACACCAAAUUGAAUGAGUUAAGCACUAUAUCAUUACUAGUUAUAUUCCAACGGCCCAUUCAGUUUUUCUAUACGUAGAACUUCAUUACUGGAGUCAAUAAGCCUUUACCAUCUGAACGAAUGGUGUUAAGGCGCCCCCUGUCUGAACGUUGUCUUCAAAAAUCACUAAAGAACUCGUUCCCAGAUGAUGUUUAAAUCCUUUCCCUUUUCUUCUUGCAUGUAAUCAUUACCAUAGGCCCAAUACUCCCAGUAGGUAUGUGUAACGAUUUUAAUUGGGGAUUUUGGUUGGUGGUGAUCGGUUGGCCAAUAAAAUGCUGAUUAUAAACUUUAAAAAAA
Molecule: messenger RNA, 1790 nt
Organism: Patiria miniata (bat star)
Lineage: Eukaryota; Metazoa; Echinodermata; Asteroidea; Valvatida; Asterinidae
Product: cathepsin B-like
Exons: 7
Coding region: 1-990 (329 amino acids)
Biological process (GO): regulation of catalytic activity
Cellular component (GO): lysosome
Molecular function (GO): cysteine-type endopeptidase activity
Source: RefSeq, a predicted model, not a curated record